Verticillium alfalfae VaMs.102 is the source of this 447-nucleotide messenger RNA. RefSeq lists its product with no specific name. The record is from RefSeq and is a predicted model, not a curated record. Lineage: Eukaryota; Fungi; Ascomycota; Sordariomycetes; Glomerellales; Plectosphaerellaceae. The coding region runs from base 1 to 447 and encodes 148 amino acids. The transcript has 3 exons.
AUGGCACGCAACGUCUGCAUCACAGCCGCCGAGGGCCAAACCGGCUUUCUCAUCGCCGAGCUCCUGCUCAAGCACUCCCUUUCGCGCAAAGUCGACUCGGUGACGGCCUUCACCAUGGACCCGACCUCGGACCGCGUCAAGGCGCUCGACUCGCCUGGCGCCACGGUUGUAGCCGAAGCUGAGAAGGUGCUGCAAGCCCUGUCUGAGAGCGAUAACAUGGAACGGCAGUCCAUACUCGAUUACUUCAGCCUCGUGCGCAAGGGCAAGAUCAGCCCGACAGCGUUUCACGACGUCACGGGAACCCACCCCACCGAGCCGACCGGUUUCUUCAAGAUGCGCUCGGGUGCUUUGUGUUGUCACAAGAGUUCCGAGUUUGUCAGAAGACUCUGGCGAAAGAAUGAGAAGACUCCGGUAGUGUACCCAGCCAGAGAUGUAAAUCAUAGGUGA